Messenger RNA from Guillardia theta CCMP2712, 486 nucleotides. RefSeq lists its product as hypothetical. The annotation marks the transcript as partial. The transcript has a single exon. Gene Ontology annotation, molecular function: GTPase activator activity; small GTPase binding. Gene Ontology annotation, cellular component: cytosol; nucleus; perinuclear region of cytoplasm. Gene Ontology annotation, biological process: nucleocytoplasmic transport; activation of GTPase activity. Lineage: Eukaryota; Cryptophyceae; Pyrenomonadales; Geminigeraceae. The record is from RefSeq and is a predicted model, not a curated record.
CUCACGAGACUUGUCUUAGACGGCAACCACCUCGGCGACGUCGGGGCAACGGCGUUAGGAGCGAUGCUGAGCAGAAACCAGUCGCUCUCCCUCCUCUCCCUCUGCGACAACUGGAUCGGACCGGAAGGCUCGACCGCGCUAGCGGAGGGGAUGAAAGGGAACGAGGGGAUAGAGACUCUUCGUCUUAACGGCAACGUCAUCGGCAAUCAGGGCAUGCCUGCCUUCCUCGACCUCCUCGGCUCCUCCCCCAGCUCGCGCUUGAGCUGCUUGGAGCUGAGCGGCAACGCCAUCGGGCAGGCGGGCGUGCGAGUGCUGGCGAGGGCGCUGGUGGACAACUCGCGCCUGACCCGGCUGGACCUGAGCCACAACCUGCUGGGAGCUGACGGGGCUGCCUACCUGCGCAAGGGGCUCGAGAGAAGCGUCGGGCUGCGAGAGCUGCUGCUGGACCGGAACAUGCUGGGAGACUCAGGCUUCAUGCAGGUGGCG